Messenger RNA from Exophiala bonariae, 1824 nucleotides. RefSeq lists its product as uncharacterized. The transcript is spliced from 2 exons. Lineage: Eukaryota; Fungi; Ascomycota; Eurotiomycetes; Chaetothyriales; Herpotrichiellaceae. The record is from RefSeq and is a predicted model, not a curated record. Bases 1 to 1824 code for a protein of 607 amino acids. Gene Ontology annotation, molecular function: catalytic activity.
AUGCCAAGUGCGAGCACUUCAAGUUCUCCCGCGGUUUAUGCCCAGGCAUGGAACCGACCUCAGCCAUUGAAGGCACCCAACAUUCCAUAUGACAACGAUGCUGGUUCUAAUCCCGUCCUGCGUGGCUUGCCCCUCGCAGUCGUCUCUUCAAUCAUCGCCUCCUCCACUCGAAUUCAGCGCAUCUUCUGGACCCUGAAUAAAUUCGACAAGAUCAAAGACAUCACCCACAUCCACGACUACGAUGUCAUUUGGGACCCUACUGUUAUCCCUGUGUCUACUCAUGGAGACAAAGACACAUCCGUCGCAAGUCUGCCUACUCCUCCCACGAGAGCUUCCCUCAAUGACUACUACACGUCCGCCGAUUUCCAUGCAUUGUAUAAAUCGGGCAAAAUAACACCAUCAGAUGUCGUUGAGGCCUUGUUGCCACUGAUACAAAGAGGCACGAAUCCACCAGGCCAAUUUUCGGUUGGUUUCAUCUCCUCCAAAGCAGAGUUGGUUCGCGCUGCUGCCAAAGCUUCUACCGAUCGCUACAAGGCUGGCAAGUUUCUGAGUCCCCUUGAUGGAGUGCCUUUGGCGGUCAAGGACGAGGUGCACCUCCAGGGUUACAAGAGAACUCUGGGAAGUCGACUCGAUCGAACGGACAAGCAUGACCGCACUGCUUGGUGCGUUCAGAAAUGGCAGGACGCUGGUGCUAUCAUCGUGGGCAAGACCAACAUGCAUGAGAUAGGAAUGGAUACUACCAAUAAUAACCAAACCUGGGGAACGCCUCUCAACCCACACAACCAAGGUUACUACACUGGUGGUAGUUCUGGAGGCUCAGCUUAUGCAGUUGCGUCCGGCCUGGUUCCAAUAGCUCUCGGCGUCGACGGAGGUGGUUCUAUUCGAUUACCUUCGUCUUACUGCGGGCUUUACGGGCUCAAGCCAAGUCAUUCCCGAGUUUCCGCCAGGGCCGGCACAGAUGCCACAGACAGCGUUGGAGUCAACGGUCCUAUGGCCAGCAAUAUCGAUGAUUUAGCUCUGGCUUACCGCAUUAUGGGUCAGCCAGACCCUCUCUCCAAGAAUAGCAGAGGGUUCCCCAAUUCUCUAUCUCCGGACACCGUCUGGACGAAUCGCAAAGCCGGUAAAAAAUACUUAGGUUUGGUUAAGUACUGGGUAGAUAGAUCUGAUCCCAAUGUACUCAACAUGUUCAACGCAGCAGUCGAACACUAUGUUACCGAACACGGCUACGAAGUCGUCGAAAUCGAUAUACCACUCCUCCCACAAGGCCAGAAAGCCCACGCGAUGACCAUUCUCUCCGAAGCACGUUCAGGCAUCAGCCCAUCCGAGAUCAAGCAACUCUCAUGGCAUAACCAGCUUCUCAUGAACGUCGCCGGCAGCCACGCUUCUGCCCAAGAUUUCAUCGGCGCCCAGAAGCUAAGACAUCUUCAAAUGGCUCAUCUGGCAUGGCUAUGGGACACCUACCCGGGCCUUUUAAUCCUCACGCCCACCACCCCGGCGGCCGGCUGGAAAAUCGCAAAACCUAGCGACGUCACCAGCGGCUAUGGCGUCAGCGACGGCGACAUGAGUCUGCGCUCGAUGGAAUAUGUAUAUCUGGCGAACUGGACGGGCGCCCCGGCCAUCAGUCUCCCCAUGGGCUGGACCGCCGAUGAGAAUGUCCCUGUCGGCCUGAUGGCCAUGGGCGAAUGGGGCAGUGAAGAACAGUUACUUGCGUUUGGCAAGGAGGGAGAGUCGCUGCUGAAGGACAAGGGUGGGAUCCGUCGGCCCAAAGGGGAGAAUCUAUGGUUCGAUCUACUGGGUGAUGGGUUGGCGAGGAAGGGAGCAUAA